This is a messenger RNA of Bolinopsis microptera, 2795 nucleotides long. Its product is annotated as transmembrane protein 106B-like. The transcript is spliced from 5 exons. The coding region runs from base 43 to 816 and encodes 257 amino acids. NCBI's taxonomy places the organism in Eukaryota, Metazoa, Ctenophora, Tentaculata, Lobata, Bolinopsidae. The record is from RefSeq and is a predicted model, not a curated record.
AGCUAAAUGGUAUUGAACUAUGUAUUGUGGUACAAAUAAGAGAUGAGUGGAACUAAUAAUGAGGAGAACGAUUUCCACAAGAUCCUCACUUCAACUCCUCCUCCCUCCACCAGCUCUGGUAUCGGAGGUGUAAACAGAACUACCUCGUGGUUUAAGAAGGAUGACAACCAGCUAGUAACGUGUAUCAGUUGUAAGGGAUCCGGCUACAAGGAAACUACUAAUGAACUGGUGGCGCUGAUACCGUACUCAGACGAGAGGUUGCAGCCCCGACACACCACGUUAAAAGUAACUAUAGCUCUGGUUAUAACGGCUAUCAUUAUUGGGUGUCUCUUCUUCGUCUUCUUCCCUCGGCACGCUGGAGCUACUUCUGCAGGGCUGGAGAUAGCGAGCGGGGACGUAUACAGUGACACAACUAAACCAACUAUCCUGACACUAUUAGAUAACGUUACAGUAACUAAUGAUAACUACUUUCCUAUUGUUAUAGAUACUCUCAAUAUCAGUCUUGCUAUAUCCUGGGUCGGAGGAGUUCAGUUCGAGGUGGGAAGUAUAGGGCGCUCCAAGAUAGAGAUCCCAGCUCACAUUGACCAGCUCACCAUCCCCUUCAGUAUCCAGACCUACGACUACCCAAUAGACCGGCUCUUCAGAACCUGUUGCUAUGUGUUCGCUGGGCACUACAUCUGGUACAGAGUCACUAUUAACGCACGUUACAAACUUGCUUUUGUGGGGAAUUAUUACUUCUCUAGCUCUGAUGUGCAGACUAUUCCUGUGUAUUGUGAUUACAGUCAGAACAAGAACAUCACGUGUCAUUACAACUGAUCACGUGUCAUUGCAACUGAUCACGUGUCAUUGCAACUGAUCACGUGUCAUUACAACUGAUCACGUGUCAUUACAACUGAUCACGUGUCAUUACAACUGAUCACGUGUCAUUACAACUGAUCACGUGUCAUUACAACUGAUCACGUGUCAUUGCAACUGAUCACGUGUCAUUACAACUGAUCACGUGUCAUUACAACUGAUCACGUGUCAUUACAACUGAUCACGUGUCAUUACAACUGAUCACGUGUCAUUAUAACUGAUCACGUGUCAUUACAACUGAUCACGUGUCAUUGCAACUGAUCACGUGUCAUUACAACUGAUCACGUGUCAUUACAACUGAUCACGUGUCAUUGCAACUGAUCACGUGUCAUUACAACUGAUCACGUGUCAUUACAACUGAUCACGUGUCAUUAUAACUGAUAGUUUUUACAUGAAUAUAUAAAGCAUCAAGUGGGUUCUCAUGUGUGAUGUGGGCUCCUGGAAAGUGAUGAGAUGUAAAUUUUAAUGGUGUAGUCCAAUUUUAUGAAGACGGUUUUCCAGUUUCUAUUUAAAACCUAACGUGUACAUAAUAUUGGAUAUUUUUCACGAUUCUCCCAAACUCUGUAAGCUAGCUAACAGCACAUCACUUAUUCUACAUCGUUAUUUUAUCAAUACAAUAACGUUAAAUAGUCCCCUAGUGUGACAGUAUUGUGCAAUGAACUCCCUACAAAUUCUAAUUCUUUACAAUACCCACGUGUUUUAUACAAUGCUAUAUACUAGACAGGGUGUACACUGUACAAUAUAUUUCUAAUGGUAUAAUGAGAGGAGUUGAUGUAGUACUACACUACUACACUACUACACUACUACACUACUACACUACUACACUACUACACUACUACACUACUACACUACUACACUACUACACUACUACACUACUACACUACUACACUACUACACUACUACACUACUACACUACUACACUACUACACUACUACACUACUACACUACUACACUACUACACUACUACACUACAGUCUUAUAACCCUUUAAAACCUGAUCUCUUCACCUGCAACUCUGCAGACACCACCUGGUAUGUAACAUCACCUUAUUUGGGCAUCACGUGUGUAAGGAAUGUUUUAAUUAGCCGAGAGAGGUAACAGACUGUGUUCUAAGUAGCUGGAUCAUUAGACACGAUCAUGAGGUAAAGUGUGUAUGAAUAUGGAAUGAAUUAAUAUGAUGAGAAGAUGUAGUUACCAUGUGGCUCACUCAAUACACAUUAUGUUUUACAUAACAACAAGUUGUAACAUUAUACCUUAUAUUGCUUACAAUAGUUCAUGUAAAUGGAUGGAUCGUCCUUAGCUACAUUAAAUCACUCUUUAAUACUAAGUAAAAUACUAGGUAAUAAUGGGGAAUAUUACCAAGUAAACAUCAAGAGAAUCGUGAAAUCAACCAAAAUGUGCCUUUAACUAUAAUAGUCCAGCCUUCAGUUUCCAUUUUAUUAAUAUUAUUUAAGUAAAGAGUAACCAAUAUUUUUUGCAUUUGAGGUGCUUCUCAAAAACUCACUCGGAAAAGAAUAAUGAGUUUCAGAUAUUUAUUGUGUAAUGAUGAUCAUAAAAUUUUAAUAUAGGCGCCACAAAAUAUACAGUUAUAAAUCACGAAAUUUUAGUAAAUUCUUUGAAAUCUACUUUUAUUCUGUAUUUGAAUAGAUUUUUUAGACAUUUGUAUUUGAGUCGUGUUUUUUUUUUCGAUAUUUGUUUAUUCGGCCCAGUGAAUUCUCAAUUAUUGGAAAUUAAAAUGAUACAACGAUGCACUCUACUGCGAUGUUAUCUCGUUUUUAAAUGGAUCGUAUUUUAUUUAUCUGAAAAUUGUCCGUUCAUUUGUUACUGUUAAGUGAGCUAUGUGAUAUGAAUUAAUUAACUAUCGUCACUGCAAAGUUUAUCACUCUACAUUUUGCAAUGUCUUGUAUAUUUAGUAUUUCAAGUAAUACAUUUGAUAUAUUA